Chinchilla lanigera (long-tailed chinchilla) is the source of this 4701-nucleotide messenger RNA. RefSeq names its product origin recognition complex, subunit 2 (gene Orc2). The record is from RefSeq and is a predicted model, not a curated record. Gene Ontology annotation, biological process: DNA replication. NCBI's taxonomy places the organism in Eukaryota, Metazoa, Chordata, Mammalia, Rodentia, Chinchillidae. Gene Ontology annotation, molecular function: DNA replication origin binding. Gene Ontology annotation, cellular component: nucleus; nuclear origin of replication recognition complex.
GUGACAAAAAGUCUGUGUCUGUGGAGGACUUUAUUGAAGACAGGAACAGGAGACUUUAAUUACAUCAUAGAAACACAAAGGAUACAUUAGCUAAACAAACAUAUCUACGCAAUAUUUCUAGGUUUUCAAGUUUUUAGCACUCUUCAAACACUUCCUGUUUUCUUUUUUUUUUUUUUUGGUACCAGGAAUUAAACUCAGGACCUUGCACUUGCCAGGCAGGCAUCUGUGGUGCUGAGCAAUGUCCCCGGCCCUCCUGUUUUCUAUAGACAGUCCUCCCUUAAGGACCAGUUAAUGGUAGGGUACUCUGACCAGGCCCAUAAAAGAACUGGUCACUAAACAAGGAACUGUACACGGUCCAUCCGUUACAAUACUCAGAAGAAACGGUCAAAGGAAACUCAAUCUGAUGACUUUGCUUUUGUUUCCAUCACUCUUACGUGCAGUAUUGUUAAUAUAUAAUAGAACUUAAAGCUACAGUACUGUGCAGCACAAUCAGCAAAAAUUACGGUACUGUCAUACUGAGGCUCCACAAGCAAGGUGGACAGAACUGCACCAAAAAGGGUGGGAGCUAAGUCCAAGCGGCGGGGCCUGGGCCUGAGCCGUCGAGACUCGGGUGUGUCGGUAAGGGGGACAGCUGUACUCGCCUCUCAAGCAGAGUGUAAGAGAGUGUGUGCGAGAGUGUGCGUGCGUGCGUGCGUGUGUGUGUGUGUAUGAGAGAGAGAGAGAGACAGAGAGACAGAGAGAGACAGAGACAGAGGCGCCAGUGCGCACGCGCGCUAAGGUGCCGUCGAGCCGCAUGCCCCGCUCUGUCACUGUCGUGACUGCCGCCGCCAAGACGGGACGCUGAGGGGUCCGGGUGGCCGUCGCGGCUCCUCGGCGGAGGCGGGCGGCUUCCACACCGGGCCGCGGCUCCCCAGGGGCGACCCGGCUGGCCGGGUCCUGUGGGAGGCGACGGAGCGCUGCGCCAACCCGAGCAGCACCUCGAUGCCCCGCCGCCGGGCGCCCACGGGCGCUGUGCGGUGCUGCAGACCCGGACGUGUUGGUGGAGCUCUGUGAAAGCGUGUGGACAUUGAUUUUCGUUUUUCAGUUGGGACCCUCAGUGACCCGUGUACCUCCCCCAGGUAAUUUGCAAUCUGAAGACUACACACGACCCCCUUGGUGCCCUGCGCUGGUCACUGAACACCGUUCGUCAUCCAUUGGGCACUUUCCUGCUUUGUGGGGCAUGAGCCACAGAGGUCUGCAAGAGGCCUGCACGGUCACGUUGGACGUCGGAGGGAAAAUACCGACAAUAGAAAAUGUUUAAGGAGCACUUUCAGGGUGUCGGACGCAUGGUCACAUUUCAUCCUCAUGACUUUGGACAAAGUCAUCCGGCUUUAAAGUGUGGAGUUGAAAUUAAACCCACCUUACCUGGUUGGCCAUGAUGAGUAAACUGGAAUUAAAGGAAGACAAGAUGCUGGAGGUUCAAUUUGUGGGAGAUGAUGAUGUUCUUAAUCAUAUUCUUGAUAGAGAAGGAGGCACUAAAUUAAAGAAGGAGCGAGCUCAGCUUUUGGUCAAUCCACAAAAAAUAUUAAAGAAGCAGGAAUAUAAUGUGGAGGAAGGUGACCAGGAAGUGUUAAAGGAUCAGAACUACGUGAAAGUUUUGGGACAAAACGUUCAAGAACCUUUGAAAAAUGGCUCUGCUACAGAUGGUGGGAAUAAAGUUUAUUCUUUUCAGAAUAGAAAGCACCCUGAAAAGAUGGCUAAACUAGCUUCUGAACUAGCAAAAACACCGAGAAAAAGUGUUUCAUUCAGUUUAAAAAAUGAUCCUGAAAUUAUAAGCAUUCCUCAGAGUAGCAAGGGGCAUUCUGCUUCAGACAGAGUUCAGCCAGAGAACAAUGACAAAAAUGAACUGCAGUCUACACCACCUCGUAGUCUGAGGAAAAGAUUAAUAGUUCCCAGGUCACAUUCUGACAGUGAAAGCGAAUAUUCGGCUUCCAACUCGGAGGAGGAUGAAGGGGGCGCGCAGGAAUCUGAGGAGGACACGGAUGCAUCUGUACUCAGCCAGAAGAUUCGGGCUCAGAGUAGGGUUUCAGCGCCUGUCUGCAAAGGAACACCUUCAAAGAAAAUGAAGAGAGAUAAAAGUAGCAACUUAGUGGAAGAAUAUUUUGAAGCUCACAGCAGUUCCCAAGUCUUGACUUCGGACAGAACCCUGCAGAAGCUGAAGAGAGCGGCCCUGGAUCAGCAAACUCUGCGUAACUUACUGAGCAAAGUUUCUCCUUCCUUUUCUGCUGAACUUACACAAUUAAAUCAACAACAUGAAAAAUUAUUUCAUAAAUGGAUGCUGCAGUUACACCUUGGUUUCAACAUUGUGCUUUAUGGUUUGGGUUCUAAGAGAGAUUUACUAGAAAGGUUCCGGACCACCGUGCUGCAGGACUCCGUCCAUGUUGUCAUCAAUGGCUUCUUUCCUGGGAUCAGUGUGAAGUCAAUCCUGAAUUCUAUUACAGAAGAAGUCCUUGAUCAUAGGGGCACUUUCCGAAGUCCUCUGGAUCAGCUAGACUGGAUCGUAAGCAGAUUUAAAGAAGAUUCUUCUUUAGAACUCUUCCUUGUUAUCCACAACUUGGACAGCCAAAUGUUGAGAGGAGACAAGAGCCAGCAGAUGAUUGGACAGCUGUCAUCUUUGCGAAACAUAUACCUGAUAGCAUCUAUUGAUCACCUCAAUGCUCCUCUUAUGUGGGAUCAUGCCAAGCAGAGCCUUUAUAACUGGCUGUGGUAUGAGACUACCACAUACAGCCCCUACACUGAGGAGACAUCCUACGAGAGCUCCCUGCUGGUCAAGCAGUCCGGCUCGCUCCCCCUGGGUGCCCUGACGCACGUCUUGCGAAGCCUGACCCCCAAUGCAAGGGGAAUUUUCAGGCUGCUAAUGAAGUAUCAGCUGGAUAAGCAGGAGGACCCUUCCUACACUGGGCUGUCCUUCCAAGACUUCUACCAGCAGUGUCGGGAGGCCUUCCUUGUCAACAGUGACCUGACGCUUCGGGCCCAGCUGACUGAGUUCAGGGACCACAGGCUCAUAAGAACGAAGAAGGGAGCUGACGGCGUGGAGUACUUACUAAUUCCCGUUGACAGUGCGACACUGAUCAACUUCUUGGAGGAGGAGGAGGAGGCUUGAAGCUGCCUCUGUUGGAGGGGUCUGUGGGCGUGGCACGGCCCAGCGUGGCCUUCACAGCAGCCAGCGCGCCACUCCUCCCUUCCCGGUGUGCGGAGCCGCGGGGCACCACGUGUACAACAGCCGGCAGCGGCCACAGCCAGUGCUCCGAAGUACCCCCGGCCGAGCGAAUGUGCCUUUGUUCAUCAUUACCUCUGGAGACUUCCUGCUGGAUGGAGGAUGCUCAGGGACUGCUGGAACUGGAUGUUUCUGAAUGCUUUUCUACCUAGAGAUACUAAUUUUUUGAGGAGGGCCUUUAAUACUCCCCCAGCUGGCUGUUUGCAGAGUGCUUGUCCCAGAGUGUCCCACGCACGUUAUAUGUUGAAGCCAGUGUGUCGGGAGGGCAGCUCAGGAAAGGUGCAUGGGGGGGACCGAACUCUGUCCCUUUGGACACAGGUGGUGGGGGCGGCAGGGCAAGGGAACCCAGCCUGGGAUGCGUUAAGUCACAGCCACGGGCUGGGAUAUAGGCCAGUGGUAUAAGUGCCUGCCUGGCAAGCGCAAGGUCCUGAGUUCAGUUCCCCACACCACCAAACAAAACAAAACACAGCCACACUGUGACCCUGACCUCAGGGACAGACUGGGAAGCCAGGCUGAGGGGUAAGAAUUACUGGUUAGUGACUGUUUUCAGAACAGAAAAUAAAACACUUUAUUUUAUUCUCUUAUACUGACGUUUUUAUUUUCUUGAUUACUAGGCAGGUGAACAGUAUAUUAGUAACAGUGGCUGAUGUCCAGCAGACAUAAAACACAUGCAGGAUCUUUCCACCUCUUGGAAAGUGCCAGUGUCAGCCUCUGAGUAUUCACACAGCCUGUGUGCUUAGGGAAAAAACAGCUAAGCUCGGCCACCACUGAGAGCGUCUGGUCUUCACACCCAACCCCGAAACACUUCACACGUGGAAAUGAAAUACUUUGUGAAAACAGAACUAAUAAAAUCUGUGCAGCAUCAGCUUUCUCACUCAUUUCUCAUCUUGUUAAUUUUUUGUGAUGUAUGAUUGACUUUGUGUUAAACCCAUUAUAGUCUUAAAUAUAGCUACUCAAAAUACAUGACUUGUACGUGAAUUGACUUCGUAAGUUUUCUUGCCAGUACCAGUGUAUUUAAUGAGAAUGAAUUUGCUUUCCACUCCCUGAGCACAGGGCUUAGCCAGCCACACGCAGCAUCUUCCCUGCUCUUCUGUGCAUGUCUAGGCCAGUGGUGGCGAACCUGUGGCACGAGGGGGCAGCCAGAUGUCUGUUAUUACCGAAAGGUUCGCCACCACUGGACACUGCAUAUGAAAGGUGUCUCCUCCUCCAUUUAGAAAUAGUGGUACCAUGCUUGCUGGUUUGUACUUUGCUUUCUUGCUUUUGUCUUAUUUGUAACUGUUAUACUAUAAAAAUAUAUAAAACUUUUAAUGACCUAACAUGCAAAUUUUUGCAUUUGCUCUUAAAUAUAUGGUUUAUUUUUAUAUUUUUGUGUCUGUAUACCAUUUGAGAACAGUAAGUAUAUGUAACAGAGUGCUAUUAACAAAUAAAAGCCAACUUGAAUAGAA